Acaulospora morrowiae is the source of this 1128-nucleotide messenger RNA. NCBI's taxonomy places the organism in Eukaryota, Fungi, Glomeromycota, Glomeromycetes, Diversisporales, Acaulosporaceae. The record is from the annotation of a GenBank genome assembly.
AUGUGGAAACGGUAUUUAUACGUGUCUAAUGUUCGUUCUUCCACCCUCAACAUGGAGACUUAUAAAUUAAACCUUACUUCCAAAAAAGAACUCAAAUCGCAUAUAGAAGAGCUCGAAACUUUAGAUUAUGUCGUAUCAACGACUAACUUGUUUGAAGAUUGUGCUCAUGUCGUGAUGAAAUUUUUUAGAUCUUGGAAGGAAAAUGACUUGGAGUUUGUAAGAUGCAAAGAUGGGAUCACAAAUAAGCUCGUAAAGUGCACUAACAGGUCUCUCGAGUUUUCGAUAUUAAUUAGAAUUUAUGGAAGUGGAACGGAAAAGUUUAUCGACAGAGAACAGGAAACUAUGGCAAGCAUAAAUAUGGUAACGUUAUCUGAACUUGGAUUAGCUUGUCCAAUAUAUGGUCGCUUUAAAAACGGACUUGUGUAUGGAUAUAAACCAGGUCGUGUGUUUUCAGUGUCAGACAUGAGUGACCCGUACAAAUCCUCAUUGGUGGCCAAAGAGUUGGCUGUUUGGCACCGGGUAACUAUCGCUGGAGACAGAAAACCCGACUUAUUUUUUACUAUACACAGGUGGAUUAAAGAAGUACCGAAAACAUAUACCAACCCAGAGGUCGAUGAAAGAUUCCGAAAAAACUUUAACAUAGAAGAACUCAACAAAGAGUUGUCUGAUCUAGAACAAGAGUUAGCAAAGGUGAAGUCACCCGUAGUGUUCUGUCAUAAUGACCUUCUGCAUGCGAACAUUAUCUAUAACGACGCUAUGAAUGAGGUAUCGUUCAUAGAUUAUGAGUAUGCGACUUUCAACCCCCAAGCAUUCGACAUUGGCAAUCAUUUUAACGAAUUCGGGGGGAUCGCAUGCGACUACAGUCUAUACCCGACAAAGGAGUUCCAACUGCAGUUUUUAGAGCAAUAUUUGAGGGCAUAUAAUCCAGAUGCCUCUGUCGUUACUGCCGAAAGAAUAAACGAAUUAUACCGAGAAGCAAACAAGUUUGCUCUUGCUUCUCAUUUUUAUUGGGGCACCUGGGCCUUGCUCCAGGCCAACCUUUCUGACCUUGACUUCGAUUUCAUGGGCUACGCAAUACUAAGAUUUAAUGAAUACUAUAAAAAGAAAAAUGAUUUUUUAGAAUUAUAA